AUGACUGAGCCCAUGCUCUUCAGGCGGGGCGUAGUUCAAGCGACUUCGUCCUUCCCUCGAUUUCCCCGCAUCCAGACUCGAACUCGAUUUCCGACCUGGCGUCGGGCAACCCUCUCGUCCCCGCGGCAUGUCAGCACCGGCCUGAAUCCUCAGGUUAAGGUCCACGAUGAACCGAAUACGUCUCCCUCUCCAACAUCAACACAAACGACCCGCUGGAAUGCGUUGAAGACAGCAAAGCCGUUUUCCGCAUUCCUGACAGACACGUUCAACCGCCAACAUGAUUACCUUAGAAUCAGCGUCACGGAGCGCUGCAACCUACGUUGUCUAUACUGCAUGCCCGAGGAAGGGGUGCCGCUUUCCCCUCCCGCUCGCCUUCUGACCUCCCCGGAGAUCGUCUACCUCUCGUCGCUGUUCGUUUCGCAGGGUGUGACUAAAAUCCGCCUCACUGGCGGAGAACCAACUGUGCGGAAAGAUAUCGUGCCUCUUAUGCAAUCGAUUGGAGAGUUACGGCGUGACGGUUUACGAGAACUAUGCUUGACUACCAAUGGAAUCUCGCUGCAUCGCAAGCUCGAGCCGAUGGUGGAGGCAGGGCUGACUGGGGUAAAUCUCAGCUUGGACACUCUGGACCCGUUCCAGUUCCAGAUCAUGACGAGGAGAAAGGGCUUUGAGGCGGUCAUGAAGAGUAUACACCGCAUUCAAGAGCUGAAUAAGAUGGGUGCUGGGAUAAAACUGAAGAUUAACUGCGUUGUGAUGCGAGGGCUCAACGAGCGGGAGAUUAUCCCGUUUGUUGAAAUGGGACGUGAUAGCCCCAUUGAAGUGCGGUUCAUUGAGUACAUGCCGUUCGAUGGCAACAAAUGGAGCCAAGGGAAGAUGGUUUCCUACCAAGAGAUGCUGGCCCUCAUUCGAGAGAAGUAUCCGACACUGGAGAAAGUGACGGAUCAUAAGAAUGAUACCAGCAAGACCUACCGGGUUCCCGGCUUCCAAGGUCGAGUUGGCUUUAUCACUAGUAUGACGCAUAACUUUUGCGGAACAUGCAACCGCCUUCGAAUUACGUGCGAUGGGAACCUCAAAGUCUGCCUGUUUGGAAACUCUGAGGUGUCGCUGCGAGAUAUCAUUCGGCAACAGAACAGUGGCGAACCGAUUAGCGAGUCUGUGCUAGAGGAGCUAGGUCUCCUUGAGGCAGCACGGACCGCAGCUCGCAUCCACGACGAGGGCGGCAUUGUCAAUCCACGAGAAAGGGAACUUCUCGAUGUCAUUGGCAUGGCCGUGAAGCGAAAGAAGGCCAAGCACGCCGGCAUGGGAGAAUUGAAGAACAUGAAGAACAGGCCGAUGAUUCUUAUUGGUGGGUAG
Aspergillus mulundensis is the source of this 1350-nucleotide messenger RNA. Its product is annotated as molybdopterin cofactor biosynthetic protein. The record is from RefSeq and is a predicted model, not a curated record. Gene Ontology annotation, biological process: Mo-molybdopterin cofactor biosynthetic process. Gene Ontology annotation, molecular function: GTP 3',8'-cyclase activity; 4 iron, 4 sulfur cluster binding; metal ion binding. The coding region runs from base 1 to 1350 and encodes 449 amino acids. The transcript has a single exon. NCBI's taxonomy places the organism in Eukaryota, Fungi, Ascomycota, Eurotiomycetes, Eurotiales, Aspergillaceae.